This is a messenger RNA of Microplitis demolitor, 1770 nucleotides long. RefSeq names its product beta-1,3-glucosyltransferase. The record is from RefSeq and is a predicted model, not a curated record. Gene Ontology annotation, cellular component: membrane. Lineage: Eukaryota; Metazoa; Arthropoda; Insecta; Hymenoptera; Braconidae. Bases 306 to 1709 code for a protein of 467 amino acids. The transcript has 9 exons. Gene Ontology annotation, molecular function: N-acetylgalactosaminide beta-1,3-galactosyltransferase activity.
GUAACGGUGAUCCAAUAUACAAGCAACUACUUACCGCGACCGAUUUACUGGUUACCCUGGUUACUGACUUCGUCUUACAGCAUAAACAAGUUACUACUAACGGCUACUUUAUUUAGUUGUAAAGUUUUAUAGUUACACAUUUGAUACUUAAUAUAAUAAAUUUGAAAUAUUAUAUAGAGUAGAAAAGGUGGAAAAAUAUAAUAUAACUUUACAAAUAAUUUAUCUGAGUCUUGAGAGAUGUAGCAGCGUCAUCUAGUGAAUUUUAAUAAUUUUCACAACUUCAUAAAUUUAUUAUACCUAUAUAUAUGUAUACAAAGUUUUCACAUUCGAAAUUAAAAAUGUUUCUUACACUUUGUUUAUUAUUUCUGAUAGCCUCUUCAUUAUCAUUAGAGUCUUCAGAUAUUGUUAUAACUAUUUUAAGUCAACAAAGCGGUUAUCAUAUUGCUCACGCUGAAUUGUUAAAAAAUGAAAUUUUUAAAGACGCCGAAGCUUUAGAUCAAAAACCACCAGAAGUUAUUUUAAUUCAUGAAGAACAAAUAAAUGGGUCUUGGACAUUUUUUCCAUUAGUUUUAAGACUUUCGUCGAGUUUUCCAGAAGCCAAAUGGUUUUUUUUUUGUUUAGAAAAUACUGCAAUAAAAUUACCGAUUCUUUUAAAUGUAUUGUCUAACUUUAAUGUUUCUGAUAAUCACUGGAUCAGUCAUGUUUUGUAUGAUGAGGAACCUACGAUAAUCCAUCAUUUUGCUGAUCAUACAAAAAAAUUUAAAUAUCCAAAUAUAGCUUCUGGUUUUGCCAUGACUAAUAGUCUUCUCCAUAAUCUUAAUAAUAGAAUCCACACAGAAGGACUGCCUGAUAUAGAUUUUACAAUUGAUGCAGCUUAUGAAUUUUCCACUUAUAUUUACAAUAAUGGUAAAGGCACUCGGUUGACUCAUUCACCAGAAUUCUGUAUUUUCUUUAUGGAAAAUUGUGCUACUUAUCCAAAAGGAUUUCACUCUUGUACCAAUUCUGUAUCGCAAGAUGAAAUCUAUGUAGCAGUUAAAACGUAUGAUAAAAAUCAUAACGAUAGAGUUCCUAUUAUACUGAAGACUUGGUUGAAACAUGUGAGGAAUUUCGGACUUUAUAGUAAUGUAGAAGAUAGAAGUCUUCCACAUGUGAUUGUGGUACCUGAUACUAAAGAGGGGCAUUGUGAAAAAACUUAUGCUAUUUUGAAGCACGCAAAUAAUUUAUUAAAAAAAAAAGGAUUCAAUUGGUUGAUAGUUACUGAUGAUGAUACAAUUUUAAGCAUUGCACGACUGUCGCGGCUUUUAAGCUGCUAUAAUCCAAAAGAACCUAUUUCAAUUGGGGAACGUUACGGUUAUCGUGUUGUUAAAAAUAUUGGAUAUGAUUACUUAACUAGUGGUGCAGGUUUAGCAUUGUCAUCACCUCUCGUUGAAAAAAUAAUAAAUACUCGAAAUUGUAAAUGCCCAAAAGCAUCUACACCUGAUGAUAUGUUUCUUUUUGGCAUUUGUUUAAAUCGUAUUGGUGGAAAAAUGAUACACUCACCUUUAUUCCAUCAGGCACGACCUUUAGAUUACGCGAAAAAUUAUCUUGCAUCUCAAGAACCAGUGUCAUUCCAUAAAUUUUGGAUGAUUAAUCCUAUUGAAGUAUAUGACCAGUGGUUUAGUGACAUAGAUAGUACAUUAGAAUCUACAUGGAAACAUACGGAAUUGUGAUUUUUAUUUAUUCAUUUAUUUUUAAACGUCCGACAUUAAGUUAAUAAAUAUUUUAUACUAA